Molecule: messenger RNA, 1858 nt
Organism: Mytilus californianus (California mussel)
Lineage: Eukaryota; Metazoa; Mollusca; Bivalvia; Mytilida; Mytilidae
Product: globin-like
Exons: 4
Coding region: 287-784 (165 amino acids)
Biological process (GO): oxygen transport
Cellular component (GO): hemoglobin complex; extracellular region
Molecular function (GO): oxygen binding; heme binding
Source: RefSeq, a predicted model, not a curated record
UUCAUUGUAAUUUAGUGGGUAAUUUGUGGUGGUUUGUGAAUAUAACCCUUCACAUCCAUUCUAUGCCGACUACCUAACAAAUUGUAUCUCCUUACAAAAGAUCUCCCAAACAUUGCGGUGCGAUCAGAUUACUGUCAAAGCUACCUGUCCAUAGGCUAUUUAGUUUUACUGAUACGUAUAAGAGGGACAUAUAAGAGGGUGGUUAACCUAAAAAAAUCUUGUACACUCGGCUUAACUAUCACCAUUGUAUAUAUAACUAACCAGGAUUAUCUCUAAUCGGGUAGAAAUGACAGAGAACGGAUCAACAAAUGGAUCUGAUUCCGAUUCACCGCUGACUAAAGAGGAAGUUAAUGCCAUUCAUGAGACUUGGGCCCUUGUUUGGAGUGACAAGAAAAAUAAUGGAAUAGAAUUUUUUGUAAAAUUUUUCACCCAAUUUCCUGAAGCACAAGAUAAAUUCAAAGACUUCAAAGGAUUAACAAUUGAAGAAGUGAAAGCACAUAAAAAAUUACGUGCGCAUGCGUUAUCGGUUUUCUAUGCUAUAAAAUCAUAUAUUGACCAUCUAGAUGAUCUCGAAACGCUGACAGAGUUAAUUCGGAAGAAUGCGCGGAAUCAUGUAGAUAGAAAUGUUGGUGGAAAAGAAGUGAAGUGGCUUGUUCCUCCAUUCGUUGAACUUCUUGAAGAAAAGACGAAUGGAAAAGUGACAGAACUACAUAAAACUGCAUGGACAAAAGUAUUUGAUGUCAUUGCCUCAAUAUCAGAUGAAGAAGUUGAAAAAGCAAAAUAAACAGAUAAAUAGCUGCAUUUUGUAUGUAGUGUUAAAGUUUUUCAGGUUCCUAGACAUUAACCGAAUAUGAUAACUGAAUGUGACGGUUGAACGACUCCUGUAAUUAAUUCAGGGUGAAAGGUGAAGGUUUGCGUAAAUCAAUUAUGCCAAUCGAUGAAAAAUAAACAAGGAGAUUUUACUAAAAUUGCACUAUAAUGCAUAUGAGUCGCGUUCAAAGCAGUAUAAUCGUAUUAUCCAUAGCUACCGAUAAUGUGUUCUGUUUGUAUUAGUCUGUUUUGUUUGUUUGUUUGUGAUUGAUUAUAUGCGUCGUUGUUUUAUUGGCCUCUGACUUCCGGCUUUGUUUUAUUAUAUUGGACUUUUAAGUAAUAAGGUUAUCUUACAGGAGUUUAUCUAUUUAUAAACUCGGCAGACUCACUCGCAACCGAAAUCAAUGAUGUCUAGAGAACCUUUAUUAAUGUUAAGUUUGGGAGUAAAAGUUUUUACAUCAAUAAACUCCCAAAAAUCAUAUAAACGUUACUAAUAAUUCCCCAAGAAAUGCUCAAAAAAUUAUGUCAACUCAAAUAUUUCAUGAACAGUUACAGAACAUUUUGUUUGAAUAAUAAUGCAUACACGUGACGUCAUGACACGAAUUUAUACGUUUAUAAACCUGUUUGUUGCCAUAACGUCCAUCAAUGAAAUAAGACUUAAACAUAUAACAUUGGAUUUAUUUCUUUUUACGCAACACCUGUUGCAAAAUUCAUCGGGAACUCUCAAGAGUCAAAAUGAGAAAAUAACAAAAAAUCUCAAACGUUGUACAUCUACGAUUAAUGCUACAAACAAAGGUUGGCAUAAUCAUCCCAUAUAAUGAACAUAACAUAAUAAUUAUUGUCAUAUGAACAAAACGGAUAAUGUACUAUUGAACUGGUCAUUAUGGAAACUGGCAUAUUUGAUAUUUUUAUUAUAAUUACCUCUUGUAUAUAUAAUGUGUAAAUGAGAUAUGUUUUAUAUGAAUGUAUUAUAUUAUAUUUGUUAUUGAUAUGUUGUAUUAACAAUAUUUUAUAUGACUUUGGAAAUAAAUCAAUAUAUUAUCGUUAA